AUGCUGAAGUCCCAAAUUCUAGCCGGGGGCCGUGGUAAAGGGAAGUUCGAUAGCGACGGCAAGAGUGGCGUUCGGAUUGUAUCAACGUCAGAAGAAGCGUUUGAGAACUCUUCCCAGAUGCUCGGUCACUAUCUGACAACGAAGCAAACGCCACCCAAAGGUCUACUUGUUAAGAAACUCUACAUCUACAAAGCUGUGGAUAUUGCACAGGAAUUUUACCUCUGCUUGACGUUUGACCGUCAGAGAUACUGUCCCGUCAUCCUCAUAUCGAACGAGGGUGGUGUCAAUAUUGAAUCUAAUAUUGACAAACUACACAAGUUCUGGUUUUCUCUGUCUACCGGUAUUAGUGCCGGUGUUAUUGCUGAUAUAAAGGAGCAAUUGGGGUUUUCUGCCACUGAAAUGGCUACGAUUGAGCACGUUAUCCGGCAAAUGAUAACGCUCUUUACUGAAAAGGAUGCCAUACUUCUUGAACUAAAUCCACUGGCGCGAACACCCGACGGGGAAUUUAUUUGCUUAGAUGCAAAAUUCGAGUUUGACAAUUCCGCUCGGUUCCGUCAGCAGGAGCUCUUUAGCCUUGAAGAACGGUCACUGGAUUCGGACGAGGAGUAUGAGGCCGCCAAGCAUGGACUUAUUUAUAUCCGACUAGAUGGGAAUAUCGGCAACAUUGUUAACGGCGCUGGUCUGGCAAUGGCGACGAACGAUUUAAUCAAUAUCCAUGGCGGGAAGAGUGCUAACUUCCUGGAUAUUGGAGGGAAGGCUACCACUAAGACACUACUGAAAGCCUUUGAAAUUCUAAACAGGGAUCCCCGUCUUAAGGGAAUUCUUAUCAAUAUCUUCGGCGGGAUUGUUCGCUGUGAUAUGAUUGCAAGAUCCAUUGUUGAAGCAGCAUCUGCAAUGGGAGGCUUCCGAGCUCCUGUAGUUGUCCGGUUCCAGGGGACAAACUGUGACGAGGCACUGGAAAUUAUUGCUACAUCAGGCCUAGAUUUACAAACAGAGACGGAUUUUGAAAAGGCAGCUGAAAGAGUUGUCAAACUCACUGGCAGCUGGACCUAA
This is a messenger RNA of Aspergillus tanneri, 1053 nucleotides long. Its product is annotated as succinate--CoA ligase subunit beta. Gene Ontology annotation, molecular function: succinate-CoA ligase (ADP-forming) activity; ATP binding. The record is from RefSeq and is a predicted model, not a curated record. Lineage: Eukaryota; Fungi; Ascomycota; Eurotiomycetes; Eurotiales; Aspergillaceae. Gene Ontology annotation, cellular component: mitochondrion; succinate-CoA ligase complex. Gene Ontology annotation, biological process: tricarboxylic acid cycle; succinyl-CoA metabolic process. The transcript is spliced from 4 exons. The coding region runs from base 1 to 1053 and encodes 350 amino acids.